AUGGCUCCAGAUUUGAACACAGUUCCUUCAUCUCCACGACUAGACAAGAAGUCAAAUUCCCCUUUCACCAAUACCAACAACAUGCCUUCCGGUUCGAAGCCCAACAUUUUAUAUAUCAUGGCAGAUCAGUUGGCAGCACCUUUACUAAAGAUGCACAACCCCAAAUCUCAAAUUCAAACACCACAUCUUGAUGGACUUGCCAAAGAAGCCGUCGUCUUCGAUUCCGCAUAUUGCCCUUCGCCACUGUGCGCCCCUUCACGAAUGUCAAUGGUGACUGGUCAAUUACCAUGCAAAAUUGGUUCAUACGAUAAUGCCAGUUCCAUCGAUCCCUCUACUCCCACCUACGCACAUUACCUACGAGCUGCGGGAUAUGAGACGACGUUGGCGGGAAAGAUGCAUUUUAUUGGAGAACAGUUACAUGGUUAUGAGAGUCGUUUGACGAGUGAUAUCUAUCCCGGAGAUUAUGGUUGGGCGGUCAAUUGGGAAGAUCCCGAGAAGAGAUUGGAAUGGUAUCACAAUGCUAGUUCGAUUCUACAAGCUGGGGUUUGUGUGCGGAGUAAUCAAUUGGAUUAUGAUGAGGAGGUUAUGUAUAAGUCAACUCAAUUCCUUUAUGAUCACGUUCGUAAAGGUCCAAAUACUAGACCAUUCUGUAUGACUGUAUCACUCACUCAUCCACACGAUCCUUAUAAUAUUCAAAAGAAGUUUUGGGAUCUCUACGAAGGUGUCGAUAUUGAUUUACCCGAGACCAAGAUUCCACAAGAAGAAUUAGAUGCACACAGCAAGCGAUUAUUGAAAGUCUGUGAUCUUUGGGGUAAAGAAUUCACCGAUGAUCAAAUCAAGAGAGCCAGACGUGCAUACUACGGAGCCGUCAGUUAUGUUGAUGAUUGCGUUGGAAAAUUACUUCAAGUAUUGAAGGAUUGUCAACUUGAUGAAAACACCAUCAUUGUAUUCAGUGGUGAUCAUGGAGAUAUGCUUGGAGAACGAGGUCUUUGGUAUAAGAUGUCAUAUUUCGAGUCAUCAGUCCGAGUACCUCUUCUCGUUCAUUACCCCAAAUAUUUCAACGCUCAUCAUGUAUCUGAGAAUGUUUCUACAUUGGAUAUUCUGCCUACCUUGGCCGAUCUUGCCAAUGUUGAAUUAUGGCCCGGUUUACCAAUGGAUGGUUCAUCCCUUCUUCCACAUCUUCAAUCACGUCCCGGUGGAUCCGAUACGGUUUUUGCCGAAUACUGUGGUGAAGGUACCAUCUCACCCAUGAUGAUGAUUAGACGUGGACCAUGGAAAUACAUCACAUGUCCCGCUGAUCCCGAUCAACUAUACAAUCUCAGCAACGACCCCAAAGAAAUCAUCAACCUUGCCUCUCUCCCCACCAAACACGCACUCAUGACGGAAGAAACCAGCAAAUUCCUGAAAGAUUUCCAAGCCGAAGCAGCAGCUAAAUGGGAUUUCCGAAAGAUCACCAACGAUGUUUUAUUAUCUCAACGCCAACGACGUCUAGUAUGGAGUGCGCUUAAAACUGGUAAGUUUACGAGCUGGGAUCAUAAUCCUAUUGAUGAUGGUCGUGAGAAAUAUAUUAGAUCGCAUAUUCCUCUUGAUGAUCUGGAGCUAAGAGCGAGAUAUCCACCAGUUGAUAGUCAAGGGAGGGAAUUGGUGGGGGUGGGGAUGGGUGGUUCGGGGGCGGGAGGGAUGGGGAGUGUGGUUUAUGAUCAGGCUGGUGCUCAUGGUCAAUGA
Messenger RNA from Sclerotinia borealis F-4128, 1725 nucleotides. The record is from the annotation of a GenBank genome assembly. NCBI's taxonomy places the organism in Eukaryota, Fungi, Ascomycota, Leotiomycetes, Helotiales, Sclerotiniaceae.